Messenger RNA from Austrofundulus limnaeus, 1266 nucleotides. RefSeq names its product RNA binding motif protein 43 (gene rbm43). Lineage: Eukaryota; Metazoa; Chordata; Actinopteri; Cyprinodontiformes; Rivulidae. The record is from RefSeq and is a predicted model, not a curated record. The coding region runs from base 95 to 1048 and encodes 317 amino acids. The transcript is spliced from 2 exons.
UGACGUCACGAGUUUCGGUUUUAAAUCUCACCGAUGGGUAAAACUUCGCAGAACUCAAGUCCUGAAGUUAAACAGAAGUUAAUAAAUCUGAAAGAUGGAGUUCCCAGUCGAAGCUACAAUCCUCGUGGACCACUUCCAGGACCAGCAGGAGGUCCAGAGGCUCCUCAGGUCUCAUGGUUUCACGGUGCAGGAUCUGGGCCGGGGUCAGGUUCAGAUCCAGGGUCACUUUGAGCACCUGAGAGACCUGAAGGUCCGCUUGGAGCAGCUGCUAGCUUCUGAACGUGCUGCUGGAGGAGCAGCUUCAUCAUCCUCACUGAGACAUCAGGACCACAGACCCCCCUGGUCUGGGGCAUCAUCCUCACUGAGACAUCAGGACCACAGACCCCCCUGGUCUGGGGCAUCAUCCUCACUGAGACAUCAGGACCACAGACCCCCCUGGUCCGGGGCCCGGCGAGUGUCCCGAGGCGAGUGGACCAUGGUGGACAGCGAUGUGUUCAGGUACGCCCGGCAGCUCGGGAACAAAGAGCUGCGGGACCUCCUGAGCCGCUCGGACCUGCAGACCAGGACCAGCGAGGACGGUCUGAGCACCGGCAUCAGGUUUCUGGGGACCAGGACCAUGGUGGGCCCGCUGCAGAACCUCCUGGAUGAUCUGAACACGUCUCUGAGGACUCAGGAAGUCCCUCUGAGGGACCUGGACCAGCAGGGACGGGUUCUCCUGAGGAGGAUUCAGGAGAAACGGAACGUCUCAGAGUCGGUCCUGGUCUGUGAGCUGGAGGACCGGAUCCACCUCAUCGGUCCGUCCAAAGACAGCUGGGAGCUGAAGCAAAGGCUGCUGGGAAGACCCGUCCACCAAUCAGGAGCCAGAGGACGGAGGGACAGAGACACCUCCAGGUGGAGGAGCAGCUCCAUGGGUCCAGCUGCAGGGUUCUCCCCAUCUGGACCUGAUCCAGGUAGACCUCAGAGGACACAGAGUCUCUCCCGGUCCUGGGACACGGGGCGACCAAAACAGCCGAGACAGAAAGAGAAGAGAAGCUGCUCCGUCUUAUAAACACAAACAUUUUCCUUUAAGAUCAGAAAAAUUUCCAGAUUCUGCAAGAAGACUUUAAAUUAAAUGAACUGAUGUAAACGAAGGAAACAAUCUGUUUAUCUGUGGCGGCCAUCUUGAAUCAAUUAACUCUAAAAGUUAAUUAUCGUUCUUCAGCCUUCAGCAUCACAAACACUGAGCCUCUGUUUGACUGUUAAUUUAAUUAAAUUAAAUUAGAGAAA